AGUUGUUUCUGCAUCGAGCAUUGGGCGAGUCGGGUGCUAAUUCUCCAGGGCAGAAUGUGCUGCUUUGCAGUUCCUGUGGGGUUGGCUGCCCUCACCCUCAGCACAUGCUGGGCUCAGCAGUUCAGUUUUCAGCACAGAGCAGCAGCGCCUUCCUGAUGAGGCACACGGACCCUGACUACUCGGCAGCCUACGUUGUCUUGGAGACCGAUGCGGAAGACGGGCUCCAGGGCUGCGGGCUCACCUUCACGCUGGGAAGGGGCACCGAAGUGGUCGUCUGUGCCGUGAAUGCCCUUGCCCACCACGUGCUUCAUAAGGACCUCGGGGACAUCGUUGGCAACUUCCGAGGGUUCUACAGGGAGCUCACCAGUGAUGGGCAGCUCCGGUGGAUUGGUCCAGAGAAAGGUGUGGUGCACCUGGCCACAGCAGCGAUUCUGAAUGCGGUGUGGGACCUGUGGGCAAAGCGAGAGGGAAAGCCUCUGUGGAAGCUACUUGUGGACAUGGACCCCAGGAUGCUGUUAUCCUGCAUUGACUUCCGGUACAUCACUGACGUCCUGACCGAGGAGGAUGCCCUAGAAAUACUGCAGAAUGGUCAAGUCGGUAAAAAAGAAAGAGAAGAUCAAAUGCUGACACAGGGCUACCCUGCCUACACCACGUCGUGCGCCUGGCUCGGGUACUCGGACGACUUGCUGAAGCAGCUCUGCACGGCGGCCCUGGAGGACGGCUGGACCAGGUUCAAAGUGAAGGUCGGGGCUGACCUCGAGGAUGACAUACGCAGAUGCCGCCUCAUCAGAGCCAUGAUCGGACCUGAGAAGAUUUUGAUGAUGGAUGCCAACCAGCGCUGGGAGGUGCCCGAGGCGGUGGAACGGAUGUCCCAGCUGGCCGAGUUCAAGCCGUUGUGGAUCGAGGAGCCCACGUCUCCCGACGACAUCCUGGGGCACGCUGCCAUUUCCAAGGCACUGGUCCCUUUAGGAAUCGGUGUGGCCACAGGAGAACAGUGUCACAAUAGGGUGAUAUUUAAGCAACUCCUACAGGCGAACGCCGUGCAGUUUCUCCAGAUUGACAGCUGCAGGCUGGGAAGUGUCAAUGAAAUCCUCUCCGUGUUACUGAUGGCCAAAAAGUUUGGAAUUCCUGUCUGUCCCCACGCUGGCGGCGUUGGCCUUUGCGAGCUGGUGCAGCACUUGAUCAUAUUUGACUACAUAUCGGUCUCCGCGAGCCUGGACAACAGGAUGUGUGAAUACGUGGACCACCUGCACGAACAUUUCAAGUAUCCUGUGCAAAUCAAGCAGGCCUCCUACGUGCCGCCCAAGGAUGCAGGCUACUCAUCGGAAAUGAAGGAGGACUCCGUAAGGAAACACCAGUAUCCAGAUGGCGAAGUCUGGCAGAAACUCCUUGCUGCUCAAGAAAAUUAAGCAUUCAGGCCUAUUACUCCUGUUUAAAGUAGUGCUACCCACUACCUUUGUUUUAAAAUUUCCUGGCUAGUUUUAUAGAAAUAGAAGUGGGGAAAAAAAACAAAACAAAAAAAUAAACAUCCCAUCAAUCAAGUUCAGCUGAAUGUCCUCUUAACCUCAGGAACCAGCUUCGUCAUCAAUUCUUUUAACAAAUCGAUACAUACUCUGCUUAAUCCCUAAACAAAUUUAAGAUUCACCUAGCCCCGAGUCCAGGAAGAUGUUCUUAACAAAAUUUCUACCAAGGGCUUGUACUGGGACAUUAAAUUACUUGGAAAAUCAGCAACACGUUGCAGGAUUUGUUAAAUUAACACUUCUCAUAAAUUAGCAGAAUAAAAAGUUCUGGGGAGCUGGUAUUUGAAGGCAAAAAAGCCACCUCUGAGCCUGGAAGUGGUUCAGCAUCCCUUUCCUUAACCGUUCUAAGCUUGUUAGAGAAAUCACACCACAUGGGAACAAAUGGUAUUUAUCACCCUUAAAAACCUUUCCCUAAAUGCUCAUUAUAUUUAAUGAUAAAAGGCAAGUAGGAGAUGAGUCAUGAAAAAAUAGGGUGAAAUAUUGCAGUGAGUUUUUUGGGGUUUUUUUGAGACGGUCUCACUAUGUAAUUGAGACUGACCUGGAACUAUGUA
Messenger RNA from Fukomys damarensis (Damara mole-rat), 2071 nucleotides. It is a transcript of the gene Enosf1, whose product is annotated as enolase superfamily member 1. Gene Ontology annotation, molecular function: L-fuconate dehydratase activity; magnesium ion binding. The record is from RefSeq and is a predicted model, not a curated record. Gene Ontology annotation, biological process: amino acid catabolic process; carbohydrate catabolic process. The transcript is spliced from 16 exons. The coding region runs from base 105 to 1409 and encodes 434 amino acids. Lineage: Eukaryota; Metazoa; Chordata; Mammalia; Rodentia; Bathyergidae.